Fusarium proliferatum ET1 is the source of this 870-nucleotide messenger RNA. RefSeq lists its product as uncharacterized. The record is from RefSeq and is a predicted model, not a curated record. NCBI's taxonomy places the organism in Eukaryota, Fungi, Ascomycota, Sordariomycetes, Hypocreales, Nectriaceae. Gene Ontology annotation, molecular function: transaminase activity; pyridoxal phosphate binding. The transcript is spliced from 3 exons. Bases 1 to 870 code for a protein of 289 amino acids.
AUGGAGAGAGUUAGGUUCUGUAAUUCCGGCACCGAAGCCAGCACCUACGCAUUAGCUACAGCUAUGGAAUUUACCGGCAGAACAAAGAUACUGGUGUUUGAUAAUGGGCACCACGGCGUUACCCCGAAUUUUGGCUCAGGGGACAACAAGUUAAACGUAUCUCACAGCUUCAUUCUUGAGGCCAACCAGAAGCAUAUAUCAUCAGAUCUAGCAGCUAUUAUUGUCGAAACGAUGCUUUUAGCAGGCGGUCAGAUUCCUGCUACUAGGGAGUUUCUCUCCUUUCUGCGCAAAACGGCCGACGUAACUGGUGCCGUUUUGAUAUUCGAUGAGGCUAUGACAUCUCACCUACAUAUCAAUGGACUUCAAGGAUUCCACAAGAUUAUGCCUGAUAUGACAACUCUUGGAAAAUACAUUGGAUGGGGCCUCCCUUCUGGAGCUUUUGGAGCUUUUGGGGGGCGCUCUGACAUCAUGGCUGCCCAUGAGCAGAGAGCCCAGAAACUGGGCCACUGUGGAACAUUUAAUAACAAUGUUCUUACUGUUUCAGCUGCCAUGGCUGCAGCUGAUCUGGUCACGGAGGACGUGAUUCAUCGCGUCAAUAAACUCGGGGACACUAUUCGAAACCGGAUCUCAGAGAUCUGUGCGGAGCAUCACUUUUCUGACCUCAAAAUUACUGGUCUCGGAAGCACCAUAGGACUACAGUUUCUUCGUGUCGAUAGAGAACGGUUGAUGGGGCUUUUAUUCUGUCACAUGGUUCAGCAUGGGAUUUGGAUCGGCCGCAGAGGUUUUCUUUUUCUAAAUAUGUGCCACACGGAGGAUCAUGUUGAGCGUUUUCUGACAGCAUUUCAAAAGUUCAUUGAGGAGUUGAAAUAA